GCAUGCGCUAGCAACGUCAACAUUUCUUGUAUGAUUUGUGGCUGAAUUAAAGUUUGUUUAUUGUUAAUUAACCGACUAAUUAGUAUUAUUUAUUCUACAAUGAGUGCCUGGGUACAAUACAUUAAAUCCAUUCCAACGUAUAUGGACUAUGAUGGUCAAGCUAGAGCAGAAAGAUUAUCAAGAAUCAUCAUAAUAUUAUUUGGAGUUGUUGGAUUAAUAUGGGGAUAUGUUAUCCAACAAUUUUCCCAAACAAUUUACAUACUUGGCGCUGGAUUUGUACUGGCUGUUAUAAUUACAGUACCGCCGUGGCCUAUGUAUCGCCGUAAACCUUUGGAAUGGCAAAAGCCACAGUCUGAAGUUACAGUUAAACAGAAGAAAAAGAAAUAGUUGGCUGCUGUUUGUAAUUGUACUUCAUAAUAUUUUGUAAUAAAGAUAUGUGGAAAAGUUAUAUAUUUAUGACUGUUCUUAAUGAAUACAAGAACAGUAAUUUAAAAAAAAUACCAUUGAUAAUGGUAAAUAUUGAAGACUUUCAUUAAAUGUAUAUGAAUACACAAAUAAACUAGUUAAUUUUUCACUCUA
This is a messenger RNA of Osmia bicornis bicornis, 579 nucleotides long. Its product is annotated as signal peptidase complex subunit 1-like. Gene Ontology annotation, cellular component: endoplasmic reticulum membrane; signal peptidase complex. The record is from RefSeq and is a predicted model, not a curated record. Gene Ontology annotation, biological process: protein targeting to ER. The transcript has 3 exons. Bases 100 to 387 code for a protein of 95 amino acids. Lineage: Eukaryota; Metazoa; Arthropoda; Insecta; Hymenoptera; Megachilidae.